Molecule: messenger RNA, 3753 nt
Organism: Carlito syrichta (Philippine tarsier)
Lineage: Eukaryota; Metazoa; Chordata; Mammalia; Primates; Tarsiidae
Gene: CDC40
Product: cell division cycle 40
Exons: 16
Coding region: 191-1930 (579 amino acids)
Biological process (GO): mRNA splicing, via spliceosome
Cellular component (GO): catalytic step 2 spliceosome
Molecular function (GO): protein binding; mRNA binding
Source: RefSeq, a predicted model, not a curated record
GGGGGCGGAGUUUUUAAAGGACCCGCCCACUUCUCCCCGCUCCCUCUCUCCAAACUACAAUUCCCAUGGUGCCUUCUCGCAGUUCCCGCCGCGCUGCACGCUGGGAGUGUGGGACCGCGAGGCCUCAAGGACCUAGGAGCCGCUUCUGCUUCCGCCCGGGCCUGGUUUCCGCAGAGGAUUUGUUGCAGUCAUGUCGGCUGCGAUCGCAGCUCUGGCCGCUUCCUAUGGUUCGGGUUCUGGAUCCGAAUCGGACUCGGAAAGCGAGGGCAGUCGGUGUCCGCUGCCGGCCGCCGACUCCCUCAUGCACUUGACUAAGUCGCCUUCGACCAAGCCGUCUCUGGCGCUGGCGGUGGACGCGGCCCCGGAGGUGGCGGUUAAGGAAGAUUUGGAAACUGGAGUUCACCUUGACCCUGCUGUCAAAGAAGUUCAGUAUAAUCCUACCUAUGAGACUAUGUUUGCUCCUGAGUUUGGACCAGAAAAUCCUUUUAGGACACAGCAAAUGGCUGCCCCUAGAAAUAUGCUUUCUGGAUAUGCUGAGCCAGCUCACAUCAAUGAUUUUAUGUUUGAACAACAAAGAAGAACUUUUGCCACAUAUGGUUAUGCAUUAGACCCUUCAUUAGAUAAUCAUCAAGUGUCUGCUAAAUAUAUUGGUUCUGUAGAAGAAGCUGAAAAAAAUCAAGGUUUAACUGUGUUUGAAACUGGUCAGAAGAAAACAGAAAAGAGGAAGAAGUUCAAAGAAAAUGAUGCAUCUAAUAUUGAUGGUUUCUUGGGACCUUGGGCAAAAUAUGUGGAUGAAAAAGAUGUAGCCAAACCUUCAGAAGAAGAACAAAAAGAAUUGGAUGAAAUCACAGCAAAGAGGCAGAAAAAAGGCAAACAGGAAGACGAGAAGCCUGGGGAGGAGAAGACAGUCUUACAUGUUAAAGAAAUGUAUGACUACCAAGGCAGGUCCUAUCUUCACAUACCUCAGGAUGUUGGUGUUAACCUGCGGUCAACUGUGCCACCUGAGAAGUGUUAUCUUCCCAAGAAACAAAUUCAUGUGUGGUCUGGACACACAAAGGGCGUCAGUGCGGUCAGGUUGUUUCCUCUCUCAGGCCACUUAUUGCUGUCUUGCUCCAUGGACUGUAAAAUUAAGCUAUGGGAGGUUUAUGGAGACCGGCGCUGUUUGCGAACAUUUAUUGGUCACAGUAAAGCUGUUAGAGACAUCUGCUUCAAUACCGCAGGAACACAGUUCCUCAGCGCAGCCUAUGACAGGUAUCUUAAGCUCUGGGACACUGAGACAGGACAGUGUAUAUCAAGAUUUACAAACCGAAAAGUACCCUAUUGUGUCAAAUUCAAUCCUGAUGAAGAUAAGCAAAAUCUCUUUGUGGCUGGGAUGUCUGAUAAGAAAAUUGUACAAUGGGACAUUCGCAGUGGGGAAAUUGUGCAGGAAUAUGAUCGGCAUUUGGGAGCCGUCAACACCAUUGUUUUUGUUGAUGAGAACAGGAGAUUUGUGAGCACGUCUGAUGAUAAGAGCCUACGAGUUUGGGAAUGGGACAUUCCUGUGGAUUUCAAGUAUAUAGCAGAACCUAGCAUGCACUCAAUGCCUGCAGUGACUUUGUCUCCAAAUGGGAAAUGGCUGGCAUGCCAGUCAAUGGACAACCAAAUCUUAAUUUUUGGAGCACAGAACAGAUUUAGAUUGAAUAAGAAAAAAAUUUUUAAGGGCCAUAUGGUAGCAGGCUAUGCUUGUCAGGUGGACUUUUCACCAGACAUGAGCUAUGUGAUUUCAGGAGAUGGAAAUGGAAAAUUAAACAUUUGGGACUGGAAGACCACAAAACUCUAUAGUCGAUUUAAAGCACAUGAUAAAGUGUGUAUAGGUGCAGUGUGGCACCCUCAUGAAACAUCUAAAGUCAUAACAUGUGGUUGGGAUGGUCUCAUUAAACUGUGGGAUUAAUGGAAUUAGUCCUUAAACUAUCUAGGAUCAUUUUUGAUCCAGCAUCAUAUUUAACUAUAUUUAAUUAUUAAAUGUGUUGGAUGAUAAUUUGAUUUGCAAAUAAUGUUUUCCUUACAUGCCUGAUGACAUUGACCUAUUGUUUAAAAAAAAUACUUUGUAAAUUUGACUUAUAUAAUUUCAUUUGCAACUUCAUUUGUUCUUUAUUGAUACGGGGAAUGACUAUUGACUUUCCAUUUGACAAGUAAUUAUCAUUGGCAGGAAGAUUGAGUUUUUCCUAAUGACAUACUAGAAGGAUCCCUUUGGGGUCAAGAAAGACUCCCUAGUAAAUUUGGGAUUUCAGGAGAGGUCAUGUAAUUAAUAACUCAAAGGUACCAGCUAUUUAUCUCUUCAACCAAAAGAGCAAUAAAGAAUAGAUAUGAUACGAUUUCAUAUAAAUCUGGAAGAAAGGUAAAGCCACCCACAGUUAAUGGCCCCAUUAUUUUCAGUGGGUUAAGUUCUAAUCUUUUGACUUCGUGAGUUCCACUAUUUUUUAUGACAUAUGUUGUAUAUUUUUAAUUGUAAGUCAGUAAUCCUCUUUAAUGGCAGCAUUCCUUUAAUUAUUAAACAGUGUAAAAUGAAAGUCAGUCCAGAGUUCUUUCCUUGACUUUCUUCCUGAUCAGUAUAGACAGGACAAUGUAUAUUUAAUCAGAGAAUGACAUUAUUUCUGAAGAUGGGACUCAAGAGAAUGAGCCAAGACUGAAUUUUAUUUCUAUUGACUGCCUUUAAGGACCUGGCUACACUUUCAAAAAUCAGGAUUCCCUAGGUUAUUGCUUUACACAUUACUACUGGGAUCCUCCUCAUAGGAGAUGAGGCAUGAGGGCAUAGUCCAAAGUGUCACCUUGUCAUUUCUUUGAAGUCAUAUUUCAUCUUUAAAAUUAUUUGAUUUGGCUUGUGAGUAUAUAUGACAGAACUUUCAAAGAUUAAAAAAAUUGUGAGCCUCUCUAAGGCUUUAAAAAAAAAAAAAAAAAAAAAGGACACUCCAGGAAGAUGACUUGGGUUCCCCAGUUUGAGAAGCAGUGACCAUGGUGAAAAAUAGUUUAAAAAUUCAGAUUGUGAAAUCAAGAUAGCCUCUUGAAUAUAGUAGCUAAUAGCACUUUAGCUUGGCAAGCCAUUUCUCCUGUUUCAUUACAAGUCUAUAUUAGAUGUUUGAAUGGAGUUGGAAUGUUCCAGUACUGUGCUGGAAAAGGUUAACUGACAGCUGCUCAGAGUGCUGACCUGGAGACCCAAUCGUGUGAGUGUUGGCAACCCAAGGGCAUUAAGCCCUGAGUGCUGUGCUGCCACUGCAGGGCGUGCUCCUGGCCCACAGGGAGCUUCCGUUUUUAAAAAAUUAAAUUUAAAGAGGCCUGGUGUGUAUGACAGGCCCUAUGGCCACAUACAAAUACAUUUCAAAGAAGAAAAUAGAAAAAGGAUAAAAGUGAAGGUGAUGUAUUUUUCACACAGGCGCUCGAAGAAGUGCAGACCCACUACCUGCCUGCUGCCCUUUCUGCUACACAAGGAAGGUGGCAGAUUGCUGAAGGGGAAAGGUGCAGGCAUGACCUGUUCUUUUCCAAUCACCGUUUUUAACAAAUGUGAAUUACUGAAAUGUGAUGAGACAAAAAGAAUUAUACAUUUAAAUUGUCUUGUUCAGCACUCAUAUUAUAUGUUACAAAUCAUCAUUUCUAAAUCCAGGUUUAUUUUAUUGUGUUUUUUGACUGUUUCUAAACUAAGUACCUGUAUAUAAAAAAGUUGUCUCUUUUUUAAAAAAAAAAUCAUAUUUUUAAAUAAAUAAAGCAUUUUUAUAGAAA